AUGAUGUUGUUUGCUACUUGCUUGUUAUUGAGUAGCAACACAAACUUGGUUGUUUCUCGCCGUCUUUUGGAAGCAGAGGUUCCACACCCUGAUAUACCAAAAUUGCCAGAACUUCCUAAGCCCGUGGUACCGGAACUUCCAAAGCCCACGCUGCCUGAAAUGCCGAAACUAGAGGUACCAAAAAUGCCUGAAUUACCUAAACCCACGAUGCCUGAGCUCCCUAAGCCCGCGCUACCAGAAGUUCCAAAACUUGAGGUACCAAAAGUACCCGAAAUGCCUAGGCUUACAACACCAGAGUUACCUAAGCCAACAGUACCAGGACUUCCAAAACCGGUUGUACACGACCUGCCUAAACAUGAGGUACCAAUAAAGCCCGAAUUGCCCAAUGAAAUUCCAAAGGUCAAUUUACCAAAAAAGCCCGAAUUGCCAAAACCAACAUUGCCUCAAGUGCCAAAACCAGAGGUGCCAAAGAUGCCAAAACUUGAGGCACCAAAAUUGCCGGAGAUGCCUGACCAUGGCCUCCCUAAACCCACAAUACCUGAACUACCUAAGCCCACAAUGCCCGAGUUACCCAAAUUUGAUGUACCUAAAGAGCUGAGACCCACAGUGCCUUGA
Molecule: messenger RNA, 615 nt
Organism: Spinacia oleracea (spinach)
Lineage: Eukaryota; Viridiplantae; Streptophyta; Magnoliopsida; Caryophyllales; Amaranthaceae
Product: protein PELPK1-like
Exons: 1
Coding region: 1-615 (204 amino acids)
Source: RefSeq, a predicted model, not a curated record